Molecule: messenger RNA, 966 nt
Organism: Procambarus clarkii (red swamp crayfish)
Lineage: Eukaryota; Metazoa; Arthropoda; Malacostraca; Decapoda; Cambaridae
Source: RefSeq, a predicted model, not a curated record
AUGGCCACCGUCUCCAGCGGCCCCCUCCGAUGGCCACCGUCUCCAGCGGCCCCCUCCGAUGGCCACCGUCUCCAGCGGCCCCCUCCGAUGGCCACCGUCUCCAGCGGCCCCCACCGAUGGCCACCGUCUCCAGCGGCCCCCACCGAUGGCCACCGUCUCCAGCGGCCCCCACCGAUGACCACCGUCUCCAGCGGCCCCCUCCGAUGGCCACCGUCUCCAGCGGCCCCCACCGAUGACCACCGUCUCCAGCGGCCCCCACCGAUGGCCACCGUCUCCAGCGGCCCCCACCGAUGGCCACCGUCUCCAGCGGCCCCCACCGAUGGCCACCGUCUCCAGCGGCCCCCACCGAUGGCCACCGUCUCCAGCGGCCCCCACCGAUGGCCACCGUCUCCAGCGGCCCCCACCGAUGGCCACCGUCUCCAGCGGCCCCCACCGAUGGCCACCGUCUCCAGCGGCCCCCACCGAUGGCCACCGUCUCCAGCGGCCCCCACCGAUGGCCACCGUCUCCAGCGGCCCCCUCCGAUGGCCACCGUCUCCAGCGGCCCCCUCCGAUGGCCACCGUCUCCAGCGGCCCCCUCCGAUGACCACCGUCUCCAGCGGCCCCCUCCGAUGGCCACCGUCUCCAGCGGCUCCCUCCGAUGGCCACCGUCUCCAGCGGCCCCCACCGAUGGCCACCGUCUUCAGCGGCCCCCACCGAUGGCCACCGUCUUCAGCGGCCCCCUCCGAUGGCCACCGUCUCCAGCGGCCCCCUCCGAUGGCCACCGUCUCCAGCGGCCCCCUCCGAUGGCCACCGUCUCCAGCGGCCCCCUCCGAUGGCCACCGUCUCCAGCGGCCCCCUCGAUGGCCACCGUCUCCAGCGGCCCCCACCGAUGGCCACCGUCUUCAGCGGCCCCCACCGAUGGCCACCGUCUCCAGCGGCUCCCACCGAUGGCCAUUACGUCAAAAUCAGAACAGUUUGAUAUGUAA